Dunckerocampus dactyliophorus (ringed pipefish) is the source of this 3904-nucleotide messenger RNA. RefSeq names its product muscleblind-like protein 2a. Gene Ontology annotation, molecular function: metal ion binding. The transcript has 9 exons. NCBI's taxonomy places the organism in Eukaryota, Metazoa, Chordata, Actinopteri, Syngnathiformes, Syngnathidae. Bases 612 to 1751 code for a protein of 379 amino acids. The record is from RefSeq and is a predicted model, not a curated record.
GUCAAUAGCUUGUUGCUCAAAUCAGUGUAGUGUCACAAAGUAACAGCUGUUGGGAAUCACUUCCAGCAGCAUUAUAAAACAUUACGUCGCCAUUUAUUACACCCACUUGGCUUGUCGAGCGGUCAUUUCGGGCAUAACGGUAGUUGUCGUGCCCGUGUGUCCGAGCCGUCCGUAUCCACCACCCCCCCUGCGGCGAGGAGCAGAGGUCCAUCCGCGGCGAUGAGCUCACCAGUCUAAAGUGCCUUUGAGAAGAAGUUGGUUGUUUGACGUGGAAAGCCUGUUUUUUCUUUGAGGCCAGCAAAAACAUCAUAGCUCACCUGGGGGGCGGCUACUUUGCACACCAUCAAAGCUAGAUAAUGGUCUGAAAAAGCAACCAGCCGUGCAUAGUUUUCAAAGAGAAGCCAAUGAGUGGUGGUGUCUGACUAGAUGGGUCAUCUCCACCUCAGUGACCCUCCAUCUGAUCCUUCCGCUCCAGCUGAUGGAGCACUCAUCAGCUUGUUUUAGGAGAGGACUUUGAGCUCACAUCCAAAUCCUGUGAUCUGCCUUCUUCUUUCGGUGCAUCAAGAUUGUCAUAUAAUAAUAAAAACAUUUUAUGAUCAAAAUCUUUGGACAUGGCGUCGCUGAACCUUUCAUCAGGAAGAGACACAAAAUGGCUAACCCUGGAAGUGUGUCGACAGUUUCAGCGAGGAAAUUGUUCACGCAGCGAUGAGGAGUGCAAAUUUGCUCACCCGCCAAAGAGCUGCCAAGUGGAAAAUGGGAGGGUCAUCGCCUGCUUUGACUCACUAAAGGGCCGAUGCUCUAGAGAAAAUUGCAAGUACCUUCAUCCGCCUUCGCACUUAAAGACCCAGUUAGAAAUAAAUGGGCGCAACAAUCUCAUCCAGCAGAAGACAGCAGCUGCAGUGCUUGCCCAGCAGAUGCAGCUCAUGAUCCCUACAGCCGGUCUACAGUCUGUGGGUCUUGGCACAAACUCUGGUCUGGGCUACGGUUCAUACUUAACACCCCUGAGCCACGGGAUGAGCCUGGUUCCCUCAGACAUCCUCCCUAGCAGCCAGGUUCUUGUUCAAGGGAGCUCGCCUGUCACAGUCCAGAGCUCGCCUUCUUCCCCCUCACAGAAGCUCCAGCGCACUGACAAACUGGAGGUGUGCCGUGAGUUCCAGCGGGGAACCUGCGCCCGAGGGGAAACUGACUGCCGCUUCGCCCACCCCAGCGACAGCCCCAUGAUUGACACCAUCGACAACACCGUCACCGUUUGCAUGGACUACAUCAAGAGCCGCUGCACCCGGGACAAGUGCAAGUAUUUUCACCCGCCCGCGCACUUGCAGGCCAAAAUUAAGUCCAGUCAACAUCAGACGGCCAUGACUGCUCAGGCCACCGCUGCAGCCGUGACUCUGUCGACUGCCAAAGCAAUGAAGCGACCCCUCGAGGCAACUGUAGACCUGGGCUUCCCCCACAGCAUCCUGCAACCUCUGCCAAAGAGACCAGCUCUGGAGAAGAGCAACUGGGCAAACUCGCUGCUCAACCCCAGUUUGUUGCACUAUCAGCAGGCUCUGGCCAACACACAACUGCAGCAGCCCACGGCUGCAUUCUACCCUGCAGGUUCUGUUUUAUGUAUGACUCCUGCAAACAGCGUCGAUCAUUCUCAAGUAACCACCGCAAACAGAACUCAGUGCCACGAUGCUGCGGUCAAAGAGCAGCAACCCGUGUGUACAUACGGUGUUCACAGCGCACGUCACCUGCAACAAGCAUGCUGAAUGCAUCACCAGUCAAUAGGAUGGAGUAAUCAACUACAUACAGUAGCUCAUUUUUGGAUUGUAAGUGGCACCUGUAAAGUUGUUGUAAUAAGCAUCAUAUUUAUUCCCCCAUAGCAAUUGGGAAAAAAUGUGCAGAAAUACAGUAACUCAAAUAUAGGCAAUGUACUGGAAUAUAUACACAUACUAUACUAACAGCUAUCGGUACAAACAUAAAUGUUAUUUCCUUACAUUCUGAUGAUGUAAAUAGUCAAAUCAGAUGUGUGUGUGUGUGUGUGUGUGUGUGUGUGUGUGUGUGUGUGUGUGUGUGUGUGUGUACAUGGUAUGGUAGCCAUGUUAGAGAUUGUUCUACUUUCUUGAAUGCAUCACACAAACAAAUGUAAUGAUUGUUUUACCUUGUGCCAGAUUCAAAUUAUUUUAAAGGAACUAGCUAAAAGCACUUAUAUUUUAACUUAUAUCCACGUUCUUAGAGAUGAAGUCCUGCAGGACUAUGGCCCUACGCGUGCAGCAGUGCUCCCCCACCUGGUGUGCCUUUGCAUUGCAUAGAAAGUUUGUUGGCUGACAUCAAAUUGUAGAACCCAAGCAAACGUCUCUGCUAGUGCUCGUUAAGGACAAAGAUUCACCAUACAUUUAACCUCUUCAUUACAGAAAAGCAAGCUUUUUAGACUAUGAAUGAACAUGAUAGAGUAGGCAAUUUCCAUAACUAUUGAAUUUCCUAUAGUUACCUGUAUAUUAUUCAAAGUGAAGUCUGAACACGGUGUGGAACUGUUAGUCUAACUGGUCCAACACUGUCUUAUUUGAAUGUUACAAGUGCCUAAAGAGUUGUCAUUUUUAAGAGGCUUCAGAUGAGCUUGCCCUGUUGAAUCUAUUUAAAUCAAAUGUAGAAAGUCUUAAAUGCUUUGUGAAGACUUUCAUGAAUAUUUGUAUUUAUCUACCCUCAUUAUUAGCUAUUCUUAUUUUUAUUGUAUUUCCUAUUUAAGAUGAGUUUGUAGUUUUCCUCCCCAACAAUGUUUCUUAAUAGUUGAACGUGCCGAUGAUUAGAAUUUAAGGAAGAACGUAAAGUGUAGUUGGGUUGUUUGAAUAAGUACAGGGACAUUGUAUACAUUCUGUUAAUCAAAUUUAAACUUUUAUUGUGUCACAGACUGAGCAUGUUUAAUUCAUUCAGGCAAUUUUACUGAAGAAGUUCUUUUUUAUUUCCUCUCCAUGAUGUCCUCUUUUUAUUGUGAAUUUUAUUGUUGCUGUCUGUAUGUAUGUAACAUUAACUAAGAACACACUAAAACAUAUUUACUCCUUGAAUGUAACUUCUUAAAGCUGACUUUUUGUUGAGAUUCCUCCCAAAGUGAGGGAAAUGAUCUCAUUGCCUCCAUAAAAGUCAUCGUUGGUGUUCAGGAUGUCGGCACUCCAAGCAAGACUAGAGAAUUGUUGACGUAACAAAGUGCAUUGUAUGUGGAAAAAAAGUCCUUAUCUUGUUAAGAGUCAUAAUUGUUCCUCUGUCUGUUGUUGCAGUGAUGGAAAACAAACAUUAGAUUGUAUUGUCACAUAUUUCACUUUGUUAUGUUCCAAGGUUGGACACAAUUCAGUGCAUCAUAUGUGUGUGUUUUCAGUUUGGUGGUGUGAUUUUUAACCUAAUGCAGUAAAUAAUCCACCAAACUCUUCAGGUUUCCGGUUUAUUUUUAAGACGUUUUUAUUAUUAUUUCAAAAUACAUUUUGCCUGCUACCAAAAAUCCAAAUUUUGCUUGUUCAGACAAAAAAAAACAACAACAAAAAACAGAAUGUUCUGUGCGACUGACUGAUGGAAACAUUUCCUCUUAAGCACUUUCACAGCAGUCAAGAUGCUUUUUGUCAUCUUUGCCUUAGUCUUCUUCAUACGCUGGUAAUUGCAUUUAAAUCCAAAAUCAACAAAUUGUGGGAAAAUGAUGGCUGCACUGAUGUUGAUGAUGAUGUCAUACUGCUUUCAAUGGUCACAUUAACGUUAAUGUUGAUGAAGGGGCCACUGUGACCUGCAGCUUUUAACACCGGACCUAACUUUAAAAUUCAUUUUCUCAUUCUAAUGGAUCUUAAUUUUCUGUGUGUAAGUAUCCAUUUCAUGUGACUAGUGAUUUCUAAAUUAUAUUUAAAACAAAAAACAAUAUUGUCAAUAAACACUGUCAAGUAAA